Messenger RNA from Funneliformis caledonium, 778 nucleotides. Lineage: Eukaryota; Fungi; Glomeromycota; Glomeromycetes; Glomerales; Glomeraceae. The record is from the annotation of a GenBank genome assembly.
ACGUUUAUCAGUCAUUUGAAUCACCCCAAAAUGAAGUUGAUAAAUCGCAAAAUAUAUCCUUUGAUUUUUAUAACAAGCAAUAUAGAAGGAUGCCUCUACUCCCAGUAAAAGGAUUUGACUCGCACCUUCGUGCGAAGUCAAAUCAAGAGGUAGUUGCUAAUAGACAAGAUUUACGUAUAGCUAAUAUAAAUGCCGCUCAAUUAUUGAAAGCAGAGUUAUGCACUACUUCAACAGCAAAUAUUAAUAUAACAAUUAAUAACUCAAAUUCAUCACUUCAAAUGGAUUAUGAAAGUUCUGAAAUUUCAGUUAAACAAGAUACCGUUGCCAGUAGCGAUGAGGCUUUAUCGACAUCACUUACGUUGCCAUCAAAAAGAAAAAAAGAUGAGAUUUAUGAUGAAAUUAUAACGACGAUUGAAGGAGAUGUUAAAGACGAUGACGAUAAUUUACCAAGCACGUCAAAAGAUGAAGAUGAAGAUCAUGUAGAUUCAAUUAGACUUUGGGAAGCAGGAUUUAAAGAAAGAUAUUAUAAGCAAAAGUUUGGAGUUGAACUACCGAAUAAAGAAUUUCAAAACAAUCUCGUAAAGAGUUAUAUAGAAGGUCUCUGUUGGGUUUUAAAGUAUUAUUAUCAGGGUGUUCCAUCAUGGAAGUGGUAUUAUCCUUACCAUUAUUCACCUUUUGCAUCAGAUUUUGUCGAUAUUGGUGACAUUCAAGUCUAUUUCGAAUUAGGUGAACCUUUCAAACCAUUUGAACAGUUAAUGAGUGUAUUACCUGCACAUAG